Oenanthe melanoleuca is the source of this 2566-nucleotide messenger RNA. RefSeq lists its product as uncharacterized. The transcript has 5 exons. Lineage: Eukaryota; Metazoa; Chordata; Aves; Passeriformes; Muscicapidae. Bases 837 to 2399 code for a protein of 520 amino acids. The record is from RefSeq and is a predicted model, not a curated record.
GCUCCACCCGCAGCGGGGCGCUGCCGCUGUGCCGUGCCGGGAGCGUGAGCGCGGCGCUGGCGCAGGGGUGAGGUACGGGAGGGAACUGGCGGCCUGAUCCCCGCGCCGCGCCUGAGGCGAUGGCGGGAUGCGGGCCCUCCUGGGCUGUCGCAGCCGCCGCCUGCUGGGCCCGAUCCCCGCGACUGCCGCCCCAUGAGCCGAGGAGCGGAUGGGCCUGAGGAGUGCCCAUCCGAGGGCGUCGUCAUUGCCCCUCAGCCCUGUUCACCCUCUGGUACAGCCAGAAGACUGGGUUCUGCUGUGGAUAGCAGAGCUGCUCAGAGGAAAAUUAAUUUUUUUUUUUUUUUUUUUUGUAGUUUUAUGCUGGGUUAAAGCCCAAACCAGAUUGAUACAGAACAGCGAAAAACUAUGUAUGCUGGGAUUUUUAAUGUCAAAUAUUACAGUGUUUCACUGUGGGUGGACAAAUUCUCCCUGGUUCAGGUGGGUUUCCUGGGAUAAUCCUGCUCAAAGGCCACAGACCAGCUGAGGAUUGCUGCCCGACAGGUGUCGUGAUUUUCUGAAAGAAUAACCUUGCUGUGGCCAAGGUGUGCGUUUAGUGCCAGGGCUGCCGGUGCUGUCGAGCUUUGGAGGAAGACAAACUAUGAUCUAAGUGCUUUUCCCUUCCUUCUCCUCUAGCGGUGGGAACUGCUGUUGAUACACAAAUCUGGCUGCUUCUUUGACAUCAGCCUCAGCCCAAUGCCACAAGCCUCGCAGAGAGCACAAAGGAUGGUUUAAAGCAGAGUGUCCCCAUCACUGUACAGCACCCCAGAAGACCACAGCUGGGAGGAGAUUCCAGGAAAAUGGACCCUGAACUGCUGAAGCUCCCACUUGCAGUCAAGAUCCCUGUGCCACCUGGAACCAAGCCUGUCUUCUCCAGGGGAAAGCUGGGCCAAAAUCUUAUCAGGCCAUGCCCUUAUUUCAAUCUGGAUGACCCCUACAGCCACCACCUCAGCCCAGCAUACAACUGCCUGCACGAUCCCAUCCUUCAGGACUACCACAAGCGCAAGGACAUCCUGCAGUUGCUGAAGAGACAGGGAGUCAUCACCAGUGACAACAAGGUGGUUUGCACUCUGAAGGAGUUCAACGAGUACAGGAACUACCUGACCAGGCUCAAGCUGCAGACAGAGCAAUUCUUAAAGCAACAAGAGGAAAGGCUUCUGCCACUUCAGGAGAAAUUAAAGGAUGGUCCCAAACUGCCAGGACCCACUGACACUUCCCGCCGGCGGAAACGGCGGCUGCAGCCUCAGACACCUUCCAGCCUAUCCCCACCCAAAAGCCAAAAAUUAGGGGAAUGCAGAAUAGGGAGAGCAGCUUUGGACAAGGGCCAGACUUACUCCAGAGCUGCACUGGACCAGGAGGAUGACAGCAUUGCUGCUGGCUCCUGGAGGAAGCCAGAUGGCACCUCCAGUGGCCUGUUGAAUGCUGUGUGUGAGCAACUCACUGCAGCAGAAGUCAUGGUGCUUGAAGAGCUGGUUGAGAUAGUGGUGCACAGAGUGUUGGAGAGGCUGGAGAUUCCUGAGAAUCAGUAUGCCAGCUUUUUACAGAGGCCUGGCCAGGAAAUCAGAGGAGGACUUUUAGGCAGCUGCAUGAGAGAAGAGCCUUCGGAUACUUCUCUGGAUCACCGUCAGAAAAUGCAAGCGCUGGCAAAAGAGCUUGCAGCAACAGUGUUGGAGAUCUUGGGGGAUCACCUGGCAUCCAGCACAUCCAAAGCUGCUAAGACAGGGAUGCCAGCCAGGUGGGAGGAGCUGCCUCUUGCUGGAAGAACCACCCAAGCAGACAAAUCCAAGGACACUGAAACAGCCACUGCAGAUAGAGCACUUGCACAGACUUCCCCUGACACACUCACCAGAGAAGUUGUUGAGAAUGUUCACUGCACCUUGGAAUCUUUUGUAACUUCUGAGUUUGAGCAAGACACUAGCUGUGAUUACACUGAAAUCGUGGAGCUUCCUGGGGGAAAUGUCUGCAACAGACAACUGCAGCCACCCCAGACCCUUCCAAGGCAGGGUAUGGAAGCAGGACAAGGAUUCUCCAGAGCAUCUGAACAGCAGAGCCUGAAAGCAAGUUUGCCUGCCCUUGCAGAAAGGGCUGGGUAUGCCAAAAUCAUGGAGCCUGAGGACUCUGCAAUGGUGAAAGAGCACUUGGAAAGAAAAAUGAACCUAGAGUCAACUGCCUUAGCCAACACUUUGGAUGUAAGGACCAUGACAGAUGAGAUUGCUGACUCAGUAUUAGAGCAGAUCAAUCAACCUGUGCCUGCACCAGCCCCUGAAGAGAAUUUUCAAGGGGCUGUCGCCACCCCAGCCACAUCCCAAGGCAGAAUGGAGAACUGUGCUGCUGAGGAUGCUCUCCCUUCUGUGGACCCAUAGCCUUCCCAACAGACCAUCCCUUUAGCCCAGGCCAGAGCAUGGCACAGAGCAGAGUGCCCAAAGCUCACCUGAGGCAACUGAGGUGCCUGACUGGAGAGCUGAAGAGCCCUGGACAGCACACACAGACCACAUCCUUGUGCUGGUGAUAAAGAGUUUAUUUCCAAGGC